Messenger RNA from Labrus mixtus (cuckoo wrasse), 1337 nucleotides. It is a transcript of the gene dbn1, whose product is annotated as drebrin 1. The transcript is spliced from 12 exons. Gene Ontology annotation, biological process: neuron projection morphogenesis; regulation of actin filament polymerization; positive regulation of dendritic spine morphogenesis. Gene Ontology annotation, cellular component: postsynaptic membrane; postsynaptic density; actin filament. The record is from RefSeq and is a predicted model, not a curated record. Gene Ontology annotation, molecular function: actin filament binding. NCBI's taxonomy places the organism in Eukaryota, Metazoa, Chordata, Actinopteri, Labriformes, Labridae. The annotation marks the transcript as partial.
UUGGUUCUGUUGGGUCAGACGAUGUAAAGAUGGAGGAUAUUCUAAUGAUGAUAUUUAAAGUCCCUCUUCUUCUUCCUUUCAGGGCUCUGUACACGUACGAGGACGACACCAAUGAUCUGUGUCUGGCAGCUUCAGGAGGAGGCGGUCUGCCAGAGAUCACGCUGACCUUCGACAGCGGGAGGGUGAUGUACGGUUUCUGCAGCCUGAAGGAGCCCAACUCAGCCCUGCCACGAUUCAUCCUCAUCAACUGGGUUGGAGAUGAUGUUCCCGAUGCCAGGAAGUGUGCGUGUGCGAGCCACGUGGCGACCAUCGCUGACUUCCUCCAGGUCAGACCAACCACGGGGGUGGAGGUCAUCGUCAACGCCAGCAGUCUGGAAGACAUCGACCCAUCAGCCAUCGGGCAGCGGCUGACCAACGGGACGGUGGCGGCGGCGAGUCCGGUGCUGAACCGUCUGAAAACCCGAGAGGAAGGACCCGACGUGGGCACGGUGUACGAGAAGACCAACGCAGAGGUGGAGAUGAAGAAGAUCAACAGGGAGGAGUUUUGGGAGCAGGCCAAGCGCGAGGAAGAGAUCCGGAAGGAGGACGAGAAGAAGAAGGCGGCGGAGGAGCGGCAGCGCUACGAGGAGGAGCGGAUGGAGCUGGAGAGGAAAGAGCAGGAGAACCGAGAGAAGAGGUACCGAGAGAGGGAGCAGCAGAUCGAGGAGCACAGGAAGAAGCUUCAGGAGGAGGAAGAAGCCAGAGAGAGGUUGCAGAAUCAGAUCAAGCUCGCUGCAGAGGCGAGCAGCGACGACCUGAACCUGGACAAGAAGGAGUCCGAGGUGGAGGAGGCGAAGGCCAUCAUCGCUCAGCGGUCAGGAAACCCUCGAGAGUUUUUCAAACAGAAAGAGAGAGCGAUGACCUUCAGCUGCGACACCUCGCCCGUCUCCAUCCACAGGAGCGGCCGUUUGGACAGCCCGUUCUUGAGGCAGCAGCACAGUCCCAGCAGCCCCAGUCAGACUCCCCCAACCCGGGGCACGUCACCCGUCCGCACCCAGCCACAUGCACGGACGCAGCCCGCCGCUGCAGCCGGGGGCGAUGACGACGAAGCGAGCACAGACCGAAACAUGGCUGCUGUGUCGCCCAUACCCAAAAUAGUCACCACGCCAAUCAAAGAAGACUUCCGCAGAGACGAGGACGACUGCAGAGACGAGUGGGAUUCGGUGCCAAAGCAGGAUCAGAAACCGCCUGUCCAGGAGUCCACGCCCACCAAACCUGUUCAGAGCGUCGCCCCACAGUCCCGGGACUCGUCCAACUUCUCCGUGUGGGAGUCCGGGACAGACAGCCUGGUCAACCUG